AUGGCUCAAGAAAUAGUAAAGCUCGAUAGAGAGGAUGUGGUUAUUGCUGAAGAAAUUGGUGGUGUUGGAGUGAUUACGAUUAAUCGGCCUAAACAAUUAAAUGUCCUUUCAAACAAAGUGAUAUUAUUGCUGGGAGAGAAGCUCGAGAAAUUAGAGAAAGAUGAUAGUACAAAGCUUGUCAUCAUCAAGGUUGCUCUUGUUCAUGGAAUGUCAAUGGGCGGAGGUGCAUCUUUGAUGACUCCAAUGAAAUUUUCAGUUGUCACUGAAAAAACUGUAUUUUCCACUCCAGAAACACUUAUAGGAUUCCAUCCAGAUUGUGGUUUCUCAUACAUGCUUUCGCGACUUUCUGGUCGAUUAGGAGAAUACUUGGGAUUAACAGGAGCAAGGCUAAAGGGUAAAGAGGUUGUUGCUGCAGGACUUGCCACACAUAUUGUCCCUUCUCAGAAAUUGGUUGAGCUAGAGAAGUGUUUAUUAAGCUUAAACAGUGGUGAUGAGAAUGCUAUUGAAUCUGUUAUCAAGGAAUUUUCGACAGAUUUUGAGAUACAUGAAAAUAGCAUCUUGCAAUUGAAUAGGAUGUCCAUAAUCAACGAAUGUUUUUCCAAGGAUACUGUCGAGGAGAUAUUGAUGUCAUUUGAAGCUGAGGCACAUAAAUUAGGAAAUGAUUGGAUUCAACCAGUGCUUAAACACCUAAAGAGAUUAUCCCCAACAGGACUAAAAAUAACACUAAGAUCGAUUCGAGAAGGAAGGAAACAGACAUUAUCUGAGUGUUUGAAGAAAGAAUUCAGAAUCUCGAAUAAUAUAUUAAGGAAAACAAUAUCUAAUGAUUUCUAUGAGGGCAUAAGCGCUAUUGUCAUUAACAAGAAGAAAUCUCCCAAGUGGUGCCCUACAACUCUAGAGGAGGUGAAGGAUGAGCAAGUCAACUUGAUUUUCAAAAAUUUCGAACAACAUUUGGAACUCCAGAUUCCAGAAAAGAACGAGCAGAGGUGGAAAGGGAAAUAUGAUAAUUCACCUCAUUAUUAUCGUAUUAAUCAAGCUAUGAAGAUUCAAAAAGUGUUGCCAUCAACAACUCCUGGAAUUGGUCUUAUACAGUCUGCCUUGUGAUAUAAUUAGCAAAAGUUCCAUCAUUGAAACAAUAUAACUUAUCAGCUAAAAUUUACCAAGAGAUCUUGAAACGAUAUAUAUGUUGUCGCUAAAAGUUUUUUGUUGUUGUAGUUCUAUUGGAAAUCAAUGUAACAAUUUUGAGAGGAAAUAUGUCAAGAUGGGUGAAACAGUAUGUUUACUACGCGUGCUAAAUAACAUUGUAUUCUAUUUUCAUAUGUGUUGAAAAUAUAAUUAAAUAAUAAAAAUAUGUUUUCUGUAACAAUUUA
Molecule: messenger RNA, 1367 nt
Organism: Solanum lycopersicum (tomato)
Lineage: Eukaryota; Viridiplantae; Streptophyta; Magnoliopsida; Solanales; Solanaceae
Source: RefSeq, a predicted model, not a curated record